AUGGGUCUCCCACCGCCACCAUCAGCGCCGUCAGCAACGGCUGCUCAACACGACGCAUACGCUCUCGCACCGCUAAUUGAGGAUACUUUCCGCUCUCCACUCAUCACAUUCUACCUCAAUGGCCGGAAAACGGUGCUCAGCAACCCCAAUCCGCGCUGGACUCUCCUCGAUUACAUCCGCGCACAGCCCAACCUCAAAGGCACCAAGCUGGGCUGUGGCGAAGGCGGCUGCGGAGCUUGUACUGUCGUCCUUCAAAUCGGGUCUCUAUCUGGCGGCAAGAAGAAAGUAUCUCAUCUCGCCGUCAAUGCUUGCCUGUUCCCGCUUGUCGGCGUGGAUGGCAAGCAUGUCAUCACCAUCGAAGGGCUGGGGACGGCCGCAGACCCACAUCCACUACAGGAGAGGAUAGCAAAGAUGCACGGAAGCCAGUGCGGCUUUUGCACUCCGGGAAUCGUCAUGAGUCUGUAUGCACUCGUCCGAAAUUCGUACGAUCCAGAGAGGAAGGUCUUCAUGCUGAGCGAACGCGACAUCGAGAUGGAAGGUCAUCUCGACGGGAAUCUGUGUAGAUGCACGGGAUACAAGCCCAUCUUGCAAGCUGCCAAAACAUUCGUGACAGAGGACCUAAAGGGUGCGGUUGAUGAGACUUCUCAAUCAAGCGAGGACGACCUAGAAACCGAAGUCCUCUGGUUCCGGCCAGUCACAGUAGAACAACUACUAGAAGUGAAGAGCGCUUAUGCUCCUGCUAAGCUCGUGGUCGGCUCAAGCGAAGUCCAGGUCGAGAUACGACUUAAGAGCUCAAAGUUCCCAGUAAUGGUAUAUGUCUCAGACAUCGAAGAACUGAAACAAGUCUCGUUGCCAACAACCGAAGCUGCUUGGGAUGCAACAUCUGCAAUUGUGCUGGGAGCCAACACGCCACUGACAGAGGUCGAGAAUAUAUGCAAGGAGGCAUUUCUCCGACUUGGAAAGCGAGGGUUGGUAUUCGAGGCCCUACGAAAACAGCUUCGAUACUUCGCCGGUCGUCAAAUCAGAAAUGUUGCUUCAUUGGCUGGAAACAUUGCAACCGCAUCCCCAAUAUCAGACGCGAAUCCCGUAUUACUUGCGGCUGGAGCCAGUCUCAGCGUUGCGAGGAAGGGGCAGCCGCUGUUGACGCUUCAUAUGAAAGACUUCUUCCUGAGUUAUAGGAAAACCGCGCUGAUAGAAGACGGGAUCAUUGCCCAAAUACGCAUCCCUCUGCCUCCGAUUGCAUCUCGCGAAGUGAUGAAGGCAUACAAGCAGGCGAAGAGAAAGGAUGAUGACAUUGCGAUUGUAACAGCUGGCUUCCGUGUCCGUUUAGAUGUAAAGGGCCUAGUGGAGGAUAUUGCUCUGGCGUUUGGUGGCAUGGCACCCAUCACAAUACCGGCUUUGAAAACACAGCAAGCUCUCAUGGGCAAGAUGUGGGAGGAUCAGUCAACAAUGGAUACAGCACUUGCAUCUCUGCGUUCCGAGAUGAGCCUACCAUUUGGUGUCCCCGGUGGAAUGGCACAGUACAGAAUGUCUCUGGUCUGUUCCUUUUUCAUCCGUUUCUGGCACGAGUCGCUUCACGAGUUCGGUCUCAGGCAAAUUGAUCCAAGCAUUACUGAGAUUCACCGCGAUGUUUCUCACGGCACUAGAGAUAGUUCCAACUUUGUCGAGCAGAGGGUGGUCGGCAAGAAUAUCCCGCAUUUGUCCGCUCUGAAACAGUGCACUGGUGAAGCCGAAUACGUCGAUGAUAUUCCGCGUCAAGAAAGCGAACUUUUCGGGGGUAUAGUAUUUUCGACAAAAGCCCACGCGAAGCUAUUAGACAUUGACUGGAAACCCGCGCUCGAAUUGCCCGGAGUCGUAGGCUAUAUUGACAAGAAUGAUCUGCGGCCUGAACUUAACGUAUGGGGAUCUGUGAGACGGGAUGAGCCAUUCUUCGCCGACGGCAAGGUGGAAUCCCAUGGUCAGGUCAUCGGUAUGGUCUAUGCGGAGACAGCUCUUCAAGCGCAAGCUGCUGCAAAGGCAGUAAAGAUCACAUAUGAAGACCUGCCGGUAAUUGUGACGAUUGAUGAGGCUAUUAAGGCUGGCAGUUUCUUCACUCACGGCCGAGAACUUAGAAAAGGAAAACAUGCUCUUGCAAGCGACAUGGCACCUAUAUUUACCAAAUGCGACAAGAUCUUUGAAGGAACAACGAGAAUUGGUGGCCAAGAGCAGUUUUAUCUCGAGACUAACGCAGCUCUAGCGAUUCCUUCUGGGGAAGAUGGCCAGAUGGAUGUGUGGUCAUCAACUCAAAACACUAUGGAAACUCAAGAGUUUGUGUCCCUCGUUACUGGCGUGAGCAGCAACAAAAUCAACGCCAAGGUUAAGCGGCUCGGCGGAGGCUUCGGAGGUAAAGAGUCCCGCAGCGUACCAAUCGCUUGCUUGUGUGCCAUUGCAGCGAAGAAGGAGCGGAGGCCUGUCCGGGUCAUGUUAAAUCGUGACGAGGAUAUGAUGACUACAGGUCAACGACAUCCUAUUCAAGCUAGAUGGAAAGUGGGCGUCAUGAAUGAUGGGCGAGUCUUAGCCUUGGAUGCCGAUGUCUAUAACAACGCUGGUUUCUCAUACGACAUGAGUGGUGCGGUUAUGGACCGUUGCCUCACACACAUCGAUAACUGCUAUGAAAUCCCCGACGUAUGGGUUCGGGGUCAUCUGUGCAAGACGAACACGCACAGCAAUACAGCUUUCAGAGGCUUCGGAGGGCCGCAGUCGAUGUACCUUUCAGAAUCAAUUAUGUCUGCCAUUGCUGAAGGUAUUGGCAUGGAUAUUGACGAUUUGAGGCUGAAGAAUCUUUAUACGCAGGGCAAUCAGACACCAUUUCUACAAACAAUCGACGAAGAUUGGCAUGUACCAAUCAUGAUGGAGCAGCUGCGGAAGACAGCACGCUAUGAAGAGCGUAAGGCUCAAAUCAAAACUUACAACUCCAAUCCGAAGAAUAAGUGGAAGAGGCGAGGGAUUUGCAUGAUACCCACCAAGUUUGGUUUGAGCUUUGCCACUGCUCUGCAUCUCAAUCAAGCUGGAGCAUAUGUCAAAAUCUAUGCCGAUGGCAGUGUCUUAUUACACCAUGGAGGUACGGAAAUGGGCCAAGGUCUAUACACCAAGAUGUGCCAGGUUGCAGCACAGGAGUUGAAUGUGCCGAUUGAGGAGGUCUACACACAGGACUCACAAUCAUAUCAAAUCGCGAACGCAUCUCCGACCGCUGCCUCCUCUGGCAGUGAUCUUAAUGGAAUGGCUGUAAAGAAUGCAUGCGAUCAACUGAAUGAAAGGUUGGCGCCAUAUCGGAAGCAGCUCGGGCCGGACGCAACGAUGAAAGAUCUGGCUCAUGCCGCAUACCGAGACAGGGUGAACCUAGCUGCCAAUGGAUUCUGGAAGAUGCCCAAGAUUGGGUACACGUGGGGGAACUUCAAGGAUCCGAAGCCAAUGUACUACUAUUUCACACAGGGUGUUGGCGUAAGUGAGGUAGAGCUGGAUCUUCUCACUGGUGAUCACACUGUGUUGCGAACCGAUAUCAUGAUGGAUGUUGGAAAUUCCAUCAACCCGGCCAUUGAUUAUGGUCAAAUUGAAGGUGCCUUCGUUCAAGGUCAAGGACUCUUCACUAUGGAAGAAGCCUUAUGGUUUAGCAAGACAGGAAACCUCGCAACAAUGGGUCCUGGUAAUUACAAAAUUCCCGGCUUCUCCGAUAUCCCACAAGAGUUCAAUGUCAGUAUGCUGCGCCAUGACAUCAACGGGGAGCCCAUAAGCUGGAAGCAUCUACGGUCGAUACAGAGCAGCAAAGGUACCGGCGAGCCACCCCUAUUUCUAGGCAGCACGGUGUUCUUUGCUCUCCGAGAGGCAGUAAAAGCAGCAAGGGAGUCAAACGGGCUGAGCCACUCCGAUGGACGGUUUAGCCUCGAUAGUCCCGCCACGGCGGAAACGUUAAGUCGACGGCUGGACAUUCCCGGUGUUCUAGGGCUGGUGGCCAGACCUUCCACAUACUCCGUGUCUUACAACCUGGGGGAUAAUCCCGCUGUUGUGUCUCAGCUCGGAAAGAGUGUCGAGGCAAGCGUUGCCCUCUAG
This is a messenger RNA of Phaeoacremonium minimum UCRPA7, 4086 nucleotides long. Its product is annotated as putative xanthine dehydrogenase protein. Gene Ontology annotation, molecular function: oxidoreductase activity; FAD binding; 2 iron, 2 sulfur cluster binding. The transcript has 5 exons. The record is from RefSeq and is a predicted model, not a curated record. Lineage: Eukaryota; Fungi; Ascomycota; Sordariomycetes; Togniniales; Togniniaceae. The coding region runs from base 1 to 4086 and encodes 1361 amino acids.